This is a messenger RNA of Durio zibethinus, 2887 nucleotides long. NCBI's taxonomy places the organism in Eukaryota, Viridiplantae, Streptophyta, Magnoliopsida, Malvales, Malvaceae. The record is from RefSeq and is a predicted model, not a curated record.
AAAGCUUGAGAAGAAGGCCGAGAGAGAGAGUCAGUCAGUCCCAGGGUGUUAAUGUCUUGUGCGUCACUCUGCUCUUCGUUCUUUGUUUCUUUAUAAACUUUUUGUAAAUUAAAAUUUUAUCAAUUUAUUUAUUUAAUAUGUUGAUAUUAUAUUCAUUUGUUGAAGGUGUGGGAGCAAAAUAUAAAUAGCGUUUGUUCUUCCAGCUUUAAUGGCGUGAGAGCGUGCAAAGGGAGAGUGUAUGUAUAUGUUUCUACGGUUUUUAAACAACCGCUGAGAUUGGGAAGAAGAAGAAUAGAGCAAACAUGAAGGAUGAUGAGGAGCUAGAAAUAUUGUUAGAUGAGAUCCCUCAUGCAACAUCAGAUAAUCAUCAUCAUCCUCAUCAUCAUCUGCAUCAACAACAUGAUAACAAUCAUGUAAAUGGGUCAUUUCAUGGCAUGUGUGGUCUUUUUUAUGAUUAUGACCCAUCAAGUUAUUACUAUAGGCAUACAUGUGCUUCCCCUGUAAGCGGUUUCUCUUUACAGUCUGAUGGUUCUUCCUCAAGUCUGUUUUCUAACAAUGGGCAGUCUUUAUCUGAGAAUGGAUCACCCACCCCACCUCCACUAGAAGACCUUAAGCCAUACUUGCCUAAUGGACUACUCAUGGAUUCAGCUAUUAGGAAAAAGGCUAGUAGUGACGGCUUGAUUGGUGAACUGGAUCUUUGGGGAAAUCUUAGUAAAAUGUAUAUUAGUAACGAUCAAGAGAAUGUUGCUUCUAGUUUUAGAGAUUUUUCACUCGAAUCCGAUGGGAUUCAACGUAAUGACCAAAUCAAUGUUGAGAAGCAUGGGGCUUGUAACAAACAGAGGAAGGGGUUUUCUGAUUUUGUGGGAAUUCAGUCCCCUGUUCCAAUGAGUGUUCCAUUGAGUUUUAAUGGUGGGACGAACAUGGCGUUUUCUGGAUUGUCCCGACAGGAAUAUAGGAUGAGUAAUUUAUUAGGGUCCCAAAUUUAUCCUGGUUGCCCGGAUGCUUUGAUUUCUCCGCAGGGAAUGAAUUGUUGGAAGAAAAAGGAGCAAGCAUUUAAUUAUCUCCAGAGACGAAAUUCUGUAUUGAAUUUAAGCACUUCCUUGAGUAAGCUUUCAGUGAAUGAUGCUUUAAUCUAUGGACAACGAAAUGGUCCUAGUUGGAAUGAAGAAAGGGGUGCGCUGAAUUUUCAUGGUUCUCCGAGGUUGAUUCAAGCAACCCCCCAUUUAAGUGUUGAAAAUCUGUUACAUCAUGGGUUGCCACUAUCCAAUGGGAUGGCUAGAGCACAUUCAAAUGUCAGAAUCCCACAUGGGGGUCUUGAGGCUUUUACUAAUGAGGAUAGUUUCAUUAUUCAGGGAGACGGUUUAAAUUAUGUGAUCAAUAAUGGGCUUGAUUGUUCAAGGGGGCAGAACAAUGGUUCUCCGCAGGAGAUUGGUGCGAGUAAGCGUCUAGAAAGAAGGUCACGGCUUGAUGGUUGGUCUCAAAUUGCAGCAGCUUGUGGAAAUGCUAAUAAUGCCAAGUUAUAUAGCCCAUUCUCUUUGCCACCUAAGUAUGACUCUUUGGCAGAAGCUCGUGGAUACAUAUACUUACUAGCAAAAGAUCAACAUGGAUGUAGGUUCUUACAGCGGCUAUUUGAUGAGGGUACCCAACAGGAUGUGCAAACAAUAUUUAAGGAGAUCAGUGAUCAUGUAGUUGAACUUAUGAUGAACCCUUUUGGGAAUUACCUCAUGCAGAAGUUAUUGGAAGUGUGUGAUGAAGAACAGAGAAUGCAGAUUCUGUUAAUGGUUACUGAGGAACCAGGGCAGCUUGUCAGAAUAUCUCUAAACACUCAUGGCACUCGUGUAGUUCAAAAGUUAAUUGAGACUCUCAAAACAAGGCAGCAAAUUUCACUCGUUAUAUCUGCCCUUGAGCCUGGGUUUCUAUCUCUCAUCAAGGACCUGAAUGGGAAUCAUGUUGUACAGCGUUGCUUGCAAUGUCUUAGCAGUGAAGAUAACAAGUUUAUUUUUGUUGCUGCUGCAAAGUAUUGUGUUGAUAUUGCAACUCAUCAACAUGGCUGUUGUGUUUUGCAACGAUGCAUUAGCCAUUCAACUGGGGAAUAUCAAGAAAAAUUGGUAGAAGAAAUAUCCACCAACGGGCUUCUACUUUCGCAGGAUGCAUAUGGAAAUUAUGUUGUUCAGUUUAUCUUGGAGUUAAAAAUCCCAUCUGCCCUUUCAACUUUGAUUUCUCAAUUUGAAGGGAAUUAUGUGCACCUCUCAUCACAGAAGUUCAGCAGUCAUGUGGUCGAAAAAUGUCUUGUGGUAUUAAAUGAUGAGAACCAAUCAAGAAUCAUUCAUGAAUUGCUCUCUGCAACUCCCUUUGAACAGUUGCUGCAAGAUCCACAUGCAAACUAUGUUGUGCAAACAGCUCUCCGUGUGUCUGAGGGACCUCUGCACAAUUCACUCGUUGAGGCAAUUGAGUCCCAUAGAGCAAUUUCACGCAACAGCCCAUAUUCCAAGAGGAUUUUCUCUCAGAAGCUUCUGAAGAAGUAAUGUACAUUUUCUGUCUCCGAAGGAAGCCGUGUUGUUGUUUUUUUUGUGUCUCUAUUAGCGUUGUUUUUUAUUUUACGGUCACUAAAAUUAUCAUCUAUGUAUAUGGUAACUGGAUUUAACCAUAAAGGCUAUUGCCUAUAACUAGAGGAAGAGUUUUUAUCUUCUCGAAGUGCACGAAAAUCCCUUCCAUGCGCUCAGAAGAGUGUAAAAAGAUAAAGCAAUUUUGCUCUAAGUUGCUAAAAAUUUGCACAUGCUUCUGUUGUCUUGUUGAUCUCUAUGCAGUGGAUGUUACCAUCCUUAUUUACUUUGCAAUUCUCACGGUAUAAAGUUAUUGUACAGUGUAUAAAAUGUUAGGGUUUUGA